Octodon degus (degu) is the source of this 1371-nucleotide messenger RNA. RefSeq names its product inhibitor of growth family member 2 (gene Ing2). The record is from RefSeq and is a predicted model, not a curated record. The transcript is spliced from 2 exons. Gene Ontology annotation, biological process: positive regulation of DNA-templated transcription. Gene Ontology annotation, cellular component: nucleus. NCBI's taxonomy places the organism in Eukaryota, Metazoa, Chordata, Mammalia, Rodentia, Octodontidae. The coding region runs from base 384 to 1226 and encodes 280 amino acids.
CUCCGACAGACACGGAGGGCGACCAGGGGAAGAGGCGGCGAGGGGAUUGUCAUGGGGAUCCGCGCCGCCACACGGCCUUGGUAGCAUCUGCGGAGCCCGCGGGGGUCAGGAAGUGUCAACGCCCGGGUCCCCAGCGCCGGCUCGGCCGGGGGAUCCCCGCUGCUCCAGUCCUGAAGAGGGAGGGGGCUCGGCGGGAGCCCUGAUUUUGCCCCGCCCCUGGCUUGUUACCGCGGGGGCGGGGAGUGAGGGCUGCUUUGGGGGGAGUGGAGAUCGGGGACUCGGCGGCGCCUUCCCGAGCAGCGGCCGGUGUCCCCGCGGUGGCGGCCGCGGCUGUUGCAUGCGUGGCUGCUGGAUGCGGAGGCGGCGGCGGCGGCGGCGGCAGGAUGUUAGGGCAACAGCAGCAGCAACUGUACUCGUCGGCCGCGCUGCUGACGGGCGAGCGGAGCCGGCUGCUCACCUGCUACGUGCAGGACUACCUCGAGUGUGUAGAGUCGCUGCCCCACGACAUGCAGAGGAACGUGUCCGUGCUGCGAGAGCUGGACAACAAGUAUCAAGAAACAUUAAAGGAAAUUGAUGAUGUCUAUGAAAAAUAUAAGAAAGAAGAUGAUUCAAACCAGAAAAAACGCCUACAGCAGCAUCUCCAGAGAGCACUGAUAAAUAGUCAAGAAUUGGGAGAUGAAAAAAUUCAGAUUGUCACACAAAUGCUUGAAUUGGUAGAAAAUCGCGCAAGACACAUGGAGUUGCAUUCACAGUGUCUCCAAGAUCCUGCUGAAAGUGAACGAGCCUCAGAUAAGGCAAAGAUGGAUUCUACCCAACCAGAAAGAUCUUCAAGAAGACCCCGUCGACAGCGAACCAGUGAAAGCCGUGAUUUAUGUCACAUGACAAAUGGGAUUGAAGACUGUGAUGAUCAGCCACCUAAAGAAAAGAAAUCUAAGUCAGCCAAGAAAAAGAAACGCUCUAAGGCCAAGCAAGAAAGAGAAGCUUCACCUGUUGAGUUUACAAUAGAUCCCAAUGAACCUACGUACUGCUUAUGUAACCAAGUGUCUUAUGGGGAAAUGAUAGGAUGUGACAAUGAACAGUGUCCAAUUGAAUGGUUUCACUUUUCAUGUGUUUCACUUACUUAUAAACCAAAGGGGAAAUGGUAUUGCCCAAAAUGCAGGGGAGAUAAUGAGAAAACAAUGGACAAAAGCACUGAAAAGACAAAAAAAGAGAGAAGAUCGAGGUAGUAAAGGCCAUCCAUAUUUUAAAGGAUUGUCUUUUAUAUAAUAAUUACUUUCAGAAAAUGUUUUAGGAUAAAUGCAUAAGACUAUGCAAUAAUUUUUAAUCAUUAGUAUUAAUGGUGUAUUAAAAGUUGUUGUUCUUUGUCUGUGA